AUGAACCGGAGCCAGGCGUUUCCGUCUUGGGACGGCAACCACGCGACCUGGUCUGAUUAUGUUCGCCGUGUACGACUCGAGUGGAUGCGGACAGCUGAGAAGAAAAAAAGGCUUGUUGGAGCCUCUCUUGCUUCGAAGCUGACCGGAAAGGCGUGGGAAGUAACCAUUGAGUUGGAUCCUGCUCGCCUCCAGGAUCGCUGUGGAGCUUCUUAUCUGCUGGACUACCUCGAGGAGAAGUUGGCGAAAACCCUUGUCAGGGCGGCCUACUUCCUCGACUACCGGUGCCCCGCCGCGGUCUCCAUCGCCCCGGAAAGGUUCUUCUCCUUCGAGCUCCGCGCUUCGACGAGGAUCUCCGGCAAGGCGGCGAUCUUCUGCGACCGUGGACAACCUUCACGUUCCAGUGAGGUGGAAGAGCUGCAGCGAUGGACCGAUGAGGAAUGGGAUGACUGGGGAGGACGAUGGCGACGUGACGAUCGCAGCGAGACCUCAGACAGAGCUCCGAAGGAACUGCUUCCGGAGCCCGAGUGGGAGAAGUACGACAUCAAGGAUAUCGAGGUUCUCCCAACUGAGAUUCUGGGCUGGUUGCUGCUGAGGAAACGUGGGCUGCCGAGCCAUGCGAGGCUGGCCGUUUUGUCGGCCACGAACAACGUCCUCGAGCUCAACGUGGUCGAGAAGGCCUUGCGUGAUCAAGAGGAGGAGCUGCUGGCUUCGGAACGACACCGCGAUCAUCGUGAUAACAGGAAUGGGUGUCGCAGGGCGCCGACGGAACUGAGGUCCACUGGACUUGGCACCAGACCGAGUACUACACUCAGGAUGCCUAUGGAGUGUGGUGGUCCUACGAAGCCCUGGAUGGGCAUCGAGGAGUGCUAUCAGGCGGAUCCCGACGGCGCGAAGGAGGUUGCGGAGGCCUACGCCGCCUACGAGCAGAAGGUUCGCAACUUCAAGGAGUCCCGGCAGCUCAUCGCGGCCAAGAACACCGCCCGCGGCUAUUCUCCAUUGUCUGAGGGCAAGCAGAAGGGCAAGAGCAAGUUUUCGAGCAAGGGCGGCAAAUCGACGGGCAAGUGCUGGCUGCCGAAGGAAAAGGAAAGCAGAGGCCUGGCAAUGCUUCCUACACCGGGACAUGGAAAAGGAUCCGCCUCUGCCGCGUCCUACAUGGUGAUGAAUGAUGAAGACGAGGAGCUUGUCAAGGACGAGGCCUCUGAUCGACUGCUGUGCUAUGACAUCUCGAGCGACAUUCCCCAGGACUUUGAGACGGCAUGGGCCGCUGCUGGGCAGUUGUAUGCCGGUUUUGGUAUCGUGGACUCCGGUGCUACCGAGACUGUCGGAUCCCUUGAGGCAGUCGAGGCGGUGAUGUCCAAGAGGAAGGCCAUCUUUGGGAUGGAGACGGUGUCCGUCUUCCCGAACGUGGACAAGUCUUUCCGCUUCGGCGAGCGGAAGAGAGCCUCAAGCUACUUGCAACUGCCCCAGCUGCUGAACAAGAGCAAGGUCCAACUUGGCCUCUACACCUUGGACGUGCCACAGGUCCCCAUCUUGAUUGGGGUAAAGACUCUCAAGCGCCUGGGAGCUCUGAUUGACUUUGAGAAGCCGACUAUCUGCUUCAAGAAGAUUGCUCCUGAUGUUUUCAUUCCACUCUGCACCCCUCUCGCGCUGGUCUCUGCCGCUAGUUGCAGGCAUUGGGCCAUUCACUCAGAGGGAAAACUGUUUAUGAGUUUGCGGUCAGGGGGGUGGCAGACUGUUUGCCAUCGGUGGAGGCGGCCCCUUGCCACCGCCAGGCGUGAACCGAGUGAUGACCGUGUCGCGCCCUCGGGGUUGGAUGAGCUGCUUUGGUGCCCAGUACCCGCGGAGGGAUCCAACGGGAAGAGCACUAGCCAUGUUUGGCAGCAGCCACCAACCCGCGCCCUGUCGGGGACGCUCCAGACCUGGCCCAGUACCGUCGCGAGCGAUUGCGUCGGGAAGAACCGUUUGAUCUGGCAGAGGUAUCGAGGAUGGCAUGCUAGCAAGUCUGGACAUUUGAUGAUCGACCUCACGAAAGAUUGGAUGUCUGGGGCCACUGUUUUCAGCACUCGCGUCACCGGGCGCGGCACUCGUGCACUCCAGCAGAUUGCAUCGCGAUAUAAGGAUUGCUUGCUUUCUCGUGACCAAGAGUGUGAUGAGGCAGAGUCAAGUGAGUGUGCCCAUGAACAUGUAGGGCUGCAACAUGGUCAUGCAGACAGUCUUGCUACAAGACUGGCCGACUGGUCAGAAUGGCCCUCCUGGACAGAGGACUCUUAUGCGUCCCAGGAGCAAUGGCAGUACGGCUACAAUCGCUGA
Molecule: messenger RNA, 2310 nt
Organism: Symbiodinium sp. CCMP2592
Lineage: Eukaryota; Dinophyceae; Suessiales; Symbiodiniaceae
Source: the annotation of a GenBank genome assembly